Drosophila hydei is the source of this 2598-nucleotide messenger RNA. RefSeq lists its product as uncharacterized. Lineage: Eukaryota; Metazoa; Arthropoda; Insecta; Diptera; Drosophilidae. The record is from RefSeq and is a predicted model, not a curated record. The transcript has 4 exons. The coding region runs from base 319 to 2514 and encodes 731 amino acids.
AAUCAGCGAGAGACAAGCAGUGGGAGCGCCGCGAUAUCUUUGCGAUAACGCGGUGAGCGUUGGCUGUUAACAAACUGCGACGUCAACGCAGCUCAAUCAGUUAGCGGGCAAACGGCAAGAGUUGAGAACGGAGAGCUGGUUGCCGGAGCGACGAAAGCCGAGAGCUGAGAGCCGAGCGCUGAGAGCUGCGACAUUGGGGUUCGAUUAACGCCAACGUGGUGAACAGAACCGAACUGAAGACGAGCCAGCAGUGCUGCAAAAAGUUCAUAAAAAUCAGGUGUGCAACUGCGAUAUGCUGGCCAAAAGUGAAUAGCAGCGAUGGCUCAGCAUACGUAUGUGGGCCAAGGUCAGCAGGGGGCACUUGGUCCUUUGGCCAGCUCGAUCAUGCUCCUGAUGAGUCUCGUUAUGGCACUGCUCGGCAUCAAAAUCUGGGGCUUUAGGCGGCGUCUUACAUUCGAUAGCGGAGGCGGGCGAUCGACAACGCGCGCAACUCAACAGCAGCCGCAAACUGCGCCACGUUAUGCCGCCUACGAAUCGCAGGUAAAUGGUACCGACAACGCUGUACACGGAGUAUUUCGGCAACGGAAUACCGAAGAAUUCGAAAGUGCCAGACCAACAAAUUCAACAGCUAACAAAUACCUCGCAGGUAGUGUACCUAAUCUGCAGAUGGCCACAUUAACGCCGUAUGAAUACAAAGAGGAGACAAGCAUACCGGAACUGACUGGCACAGUUCCGCGUCGUCCAGAGCCUGAAGCAGCGCGACGCAGACGCCGUGAAGUGCAUAGCGCCAGCUAUGACUACUAUUCAACGCCGCCUACACGUCAACCUCCGGCUCCGCCCAUCGCAGUGGAAGCAGCUCAGCCUCCCUCUCAGCUGGAUAUACCCAAUUUCGACCAUUUCGCCGAGAAAUAUAAUUUAAUUAGCGUUAAGACAGGCAGCGAGGAAGAUAAGGAAUUACAAAUAACCAGCAAGGAGCGAGGACGAUAUAUUAAAUAUGAGCAGGUCGAUGAUGUGCCAGAGCUCUUAACGCCUGAUGAUGAUCAAGUUGGAGCUGCUAUUUCUGUGGCUGCUCAAGUGCAUCACUCCCCGGCUGGAGUGCAGGCAAACUCGCUACUAGAACCGGAACCUGAACCAAAACCCGAACCGGAGCCAAAGACAGAGCUACAGCUAAAAACAGAGUCUACUCUGGAGGAGCCGAAACUAAUACGAGAUGGCCGUAUCCUUGAGUUGGAACACACGGAGUCAGCGUUCGUGGUGGAAAUAAUCGCUGGCACACCCGACUCAACUGAUCAAACGGAGCCAGUUAUAGCCCGCAACUUGUUUUCUGAUUUGGAACUGCCACACCAUGGGGAUGAUGUUGAAUUUGAGCGCAUUCGCUCAUCCUACGAAAUGAACGAAGCUGACAUCUUGGACAUGCAAGCAGACUUUACUGGACUGCAAACUGAGCUUCCAGCGCCAGCUAGUCCACCUGGCUUUGGAAAGAGCAUCGAUGAUGACUGGGAAAACUUUGAAAAUUUAGAAAGUGUAGCAAAUGCAGCUCAACGUAAUUGGUCGGCACUUGAGCUGCCCCAAACAGAACGAGGCGAGACGACUCCCGAGUUGGAAAAUGUGGUGCAGCAAGACUCACUGUUUCGAGACCUGGAGCUUAUGGGGCCUACUAAUGAGGAAAGAUCACAUCGAUCAGCUGACGCUUUAGAGCCACCUCCAUAUCAUAUGAGGCCAUCUGUUCCACCUAUCCUGCCUGACUACGAGUCACUGAUGCGGCUCGAGGUAUCGCGGACAAAUCGAACGUUGCCUAACUAUGAGGAUGUGGUAGCCCACGGCAAGGGGAGUAGUCCAAAAUAUGUGAGCAGUAUAGAGGAUAUGUUCGUAGAAUUGCAAGGGAAUGGCGAUGAGCCUCGAGCAAGCUCCACUUCACUCGCUACAGAGGUGCAUGAUUUCGAUGCGCUUUGCGAGGAGCUGGACAUUGCGCCAUCACCAGUGCCAGCACGUCGGCCACCUCAGCCAGCGCCGCGAGUCACCAAGUCGGCAACGCUUAGUGUACGGGGUGAUGCAUCACCAUUGACUUGUUACAAGCCCGAGGAAUUGCCGAGCUCCAGUUCGAGCGAGGCGGAAGUGGAGGAAAUUGCUGCCCCACCACCACAGGCAGCUAAGCGUGAGGCACGCGCUCUGAGGGUGCGAUUCGAUGUGGAAAACUUACAAUACUAUCAAUCUGCAGAGGUGCCUAGCUCAAAUGAGUCCGAUGUUGAGUUUGACUCUGCCGAGGAGCAGAACGAAAGCGAACAGCUGCCACCGAGGGCAACUCAACGCUUAAUCACAGUGCUACCUGAGGAGCUUUCACCAAGUGCUGAUCGGGACAUACCCAAACUGUUCAGCACUCAGAUCUCGCAGGAGGACAGCGAUGAUGAAUUAUUCGGACGCGCUAUACGUCAACAUCGCUCCAUGACAGAGGCAUUGCGGCCAGUCGCUGGAUUGGAUCACACGACGCGGAGUGACCGAAUUACAGAGGCUUAGAUUCCCAUAACAAAAAUGCUGCUCUCAAAUUCCUUAGCGAAGACAGUAUUUUACAUGUAAAUAAGUCUGUGGACACACACACAC